Messenger RNA from Aspergillus versicolor CBS 583.65, 764 nucleotides. Its product is annotated as GNAT family N-acetyltransferase. Lineage: Eukaryota; Fungi; Ascomycota; Eurotiomycetes; Eurotiales; Aspergillaceae. The record is from RefSeq and is a predicted model, not a curated record. The coding region runs from base 100 to 606 and encodes 168 amino acids. The transcript has a single exon. Gene Ontology annotation, molecular function: acyltransferase activity, transferring groups other than amino-acyl groups.
UCCAAUCAUCCAAUCAUCCAAAUUCCCCUCUGUUCCCUUCUCCAGUUCAUCCAAAUCAUCCAAAUCAUCCAAAGUCAUCGAGAAAUCCCAACCACCAAAAUGCCAACCUGGCGCCCCUUGACCCCCAACGAUAUCGCCGGCCUAAUGCAGGUCGCAAAUGAAACCCACCCAGACCUCCCAGAACGCCCCGAAGUAUUCAUCAACCGGGUUUCGCUCUUCCCAGCCGGCUGUCUCGCCCUGGAAGACGAAGAUGGCGGCCAGCUCUGCGGCUACGCGAUUUCCCACCCGAUUCGCCCCCGCUGCCCGCCGGCUCUGGAUUCUGUCUUGGUUGAGAUCCCCGCGGACGCAGAUCACUACUACAUCCACGAUGUGGCCAUCCUGCCCAGACUCCGUGGGCGCGGCCUGGCUGCUGAGUGCGUUGCGCGGCUGCUGAGUGGCGCUGCGAGGUAUCCGGUGGCUGCCCUGGUCUCGGUUUAUGGCACAGAGGCGUUUUGGGGGCGUUUUGGGUUCAACCCUGUUGUGAUGGGUGAGGAUCUGGCUGGGAAGCUGCGUGAGUAUGGUGAAGAUGCGGUCUACUUGGAGCGUGUAAUGGACAGGCUGGAUUAAGCUAUAGUAUUGUCGUCAAUCCCAGCACGAUCGUUUAAUUCAAUCCAGUUCUCACUCCACGCAUCUUCGUUCCCAGCUUGUUUCCUGUGUAACUUGAGAAAUCGUCCGAGACGGCUCAAUUGAGGGAUUCAACAGCCCAGGGGAUAAACAAAGAAAAU